Molecule: messenger RNA, 1172 nt
Organism: Daucus carota subsp. sativus
Lineage: Eukaryota; Viridiplantae; Streptophyta; Magnoliopsida; Apiales; Apiaceae
Exons: 2
Coding region: 134-838 (234 amino acids)
Source: RefSeq, a predicted model, not a curated record
UUUUAAAUUUCUGGAACAAAACGAAGACGCGCUUUGAAUUUACAGCGUAACCUCGUUACCUCAAUUCACAAAAUCUAUCUGGCUUUUGUGCCCUAACCCUAGAAAUUGGGGUAAAUCUUAAAUCAACACAGCCAUGGGAGGGCACGGUGGAUUAAACAUCCUCCCACAGAAACGAUGGAACGUUUACAACUUCGAUAACCGAGAAAAGGUUCGUAAAGACGAAGAAGCCGCCGCGAAAGAAGAGCAGCUCAAACGCGAACAAUCUCGCAAGCGCGAUACCGAGUUGCGCCUCGAGCAGCUGCGUCAAGCUCGCGGUGUCGCCUCGUCGUCGAAAACCGAGUCGAAGAACGAGUUAAAUAUCGAGUCUCCGGAAAAAUCGGAGACGGAGAAACCGAAGAAUGAGCAUAUUAAUUUGUUUGAAGGUAUUAAGAUAUUUGAUCCGAUUGAUGCGGGGAUCAAGAGUUUUGAUGAUGAUAAGAGAGGGAGGUUUAAGCAAUUGAAGCGCGAGGCGAAGAAGAUGAGGAAAGAGGCGGAGGAGAGAGUGGUGGACCCGGAGGAUGCCAAGUAUAAGUUAGGGUAUGGACUUGUGGGGAAAGGGGUGGAAUUGCCGUGGUAUAUGUCGAAAAAGGCGAGAAUCGAGAGGAGUGAUGAGGAGGGGAAGGAGAAGGGGGAGGGGAGUAAGAAGAGUGGCGGUGGGAAGAAGACGAUUGAGGAGCUGAGGGAGGAGAGGUUGGAGAGGGAGAGGAGAGAGAGGGAGAGAGUUAAGGCGCUUUUGUCGGGGAAAGGACCGAGAGAUGGACCAGAUUAUAAGGAUCGGUAUUAUACCAAGAGGCGGUAAAUGGUGCAAGCAACUGAAACCUGGUUCUGCAUCAAGGCAUGCUCGGCGUCUCACAUCGUAUAUACAGGGUCUGGACUAUUGUCAUGGUUUUCAUUCUGUUUCUGUUGUUAAUGAUGUACGUGGGACACCGGCUACUCAGUCCUCAGAUGAAGGAAAUAAACUAUCAAGUCUCAGAGCUUUGCUAGUAAGGUGAAUGAUGAGAUUAGCAAAAGGGUACGACGCUUUUAGUGAUAAUUAGAAGAACUGUUGAAAAACCUUUCUUUUAGAGGUUAAUUUGUUGAAGUGUGUAAUAUGUUAAUAUCACAAUUUAAUGUCAUUUGCCUAAAUUUUUGUA